CAUGACUUUGUGUGUGUGGGCCAUAAGCACACAAUGGUGAAGCACUGUGCCAAGCUUCAGUCCGCAGCGAGCUGACUGGCGACUGAGUUCGUUUGGGUGUCAGACAAGAAAGGCGUGGCAGUGGGAUGAUCCAGGCGCACCGAGCGAUGGAAAAAAACCACACCAAGCUCUAUUGACCUGUGAUCAGCUGAGACCCCAAAGCUGCCUGAUAUAGGAGCACUGGCGUCACAUAUUAGCUUUAUAAUUGACAAAAUCAGUGCCUCUAAGACACCUUUGGGCCGUGGAUGUGCCACAUACUGGACACCGUCGUGGCAAUGCGCUGAGGUCUCCACCAGGCUGUAGUACACCCACUAUAGAACAGAAAAGAUGAGCAAAUCUCCCACCCCAAAGGGCACUCCAGUGCAGCGCAGCCCCAGUGAUGGGGUUCCAGAGGGCCUCCAUUCUCCACAGCACUCAACUCCUGUCUCUGGACCGCAGCAUAAGAAACGGAUCUCCAGCCUCCUUCACAGUCCGUCAUUCAGAGAGGAGCUGGAUGUGCUGAUCCAGGAACAGAUGAAGAAGGGUGGCAGCUCAUCCAAUCUAUGGGCACUGAGACAGCUCGCUGAUUUCAUGGCCUCUCAUGGCUCUCCGGCUACUCUACCAGUCUCACCUUCCAACAUGAUGAUGGUGACCUCCAUCAACGACCUGCAUGGAUGGGAGCCUGGCAGCUUGGUGAAAGGGGAACGGUUGAUGCGCUGCAAACUGGCCAGCACCCACCGACUGUUUGACCUUUACGGCUGGGCUCAGAUUAGCCAAACCCUUCUCACACUACGUGUGAGUAAAGAACAGGAACACUUCCUGGUGCUUCCAGAAGGCCUGGCCUACAGCGAGGUUACUGGAUCCAGUCUGGUGAAGGUGAAUCUUCUGGGUGAGGUGGUGGAGAAGGGCAGCACCAACCUACAGGUGGGCACGGACAAGUUCAGCCUGCACUCUGCCAUCUACUCAGCACGGCCAAAUGUCCGCUGCCUACUACACCUCCACACACCUGCAACAGCAGCGGUUUCUGCUAUGAAGAGCGGCCUGCUGCCUCUGUCCCACGAGGCUCUGCUGGUUGGUGAUGUGGCCUACUACGACUAUAAUGGGGUUAUGGGGGAGGAAGAGGACCGAAUGGAGCUGCAGAAGAGCUUGGGACCCACUUGUAAGGUUCUGGUGCUGAGGAAUCAUGGCAUCGUGGCUCUGGGGGAAUCAGUGGAGGAGGCCUUCUACACCAUCUUCCACAUACAGGCAGCCUGCCAGAUCCAGGUGACAGCCUUGUGUUCUUCUGGAGGGGAACACAACCUCAUUAUGUUGGAUCGGGCCAUCCAUAAACCCAACCCAACCGGCACCGUCAGCUGGGCCGGCUCCACCUUCGGACCUCUGCAUAAGAGCCGUAAUGGAGAACAUGAGUUUGAAGCUCUUAUGAGAACUCUGGAUAACCUGGGCUAUCGUACCGGCUAUGCCUACCGGUUCCCUGUGCUGCUAGAGCGAUCGCGGACACGGAGGGAGGUAGAGGUCCCGGCGACCGCAACAGCCUUCCACCAGUUUGACGAUGACUGCGUCCACACCGCUUUGAGGCAGCACCCUUUUGCUCAGCGCCAGCAGCAGGAGAGGACCCGAUGGCUCAACACCCCCAACACCUACCAGAAAGUCAGCCAGGAGCAGGCGAGCCCGGGACACCAGCGCACCACUCAGUGGCUGAAAACAGAAGAGGUGACACAGGCUGGCAGCACAGCCAUCAAGAUAGAGAAUCCAAACCAAUUUGUGCCUCUUUUCACCAACCCUCAGGAGGUGAUUGAGACACGAAAUAAGAUUCGACAACAGAAUCGUCAGGAUAUGAAGACUGCAGGACCACAGUCACAAGUCCUUGCAAGUGUCAUAACAGAGGACAGCCCUCCGACCCCAGUGAGCCCACCCAAAGUUCCACCAGAGCCAGAACCUCCCAACCCCUUCAACGAGCUGACUGACAAGGAGCUGGAGGAGUACCGCAAGGAGGUCGAGCGAAAGCAGGAUGGAGGGACCGACGUAGGGGAGGAGGUGGAGAUUGACAGGGACUCUGCCCCUGCUGCCUCCCCUACAAAAGGCCCAGCAGCUAGCCAUCCUCCUGUCUCAGCAUUGGAUGUACAGAGCAACUCUCCAGCCAUUCAGAAUGGAGGGGAAGAGGAGAAGCAGGUGGCAAAAGAACUGGUGGAAGGGAUGAAGGCGCUUUCAACCAACGAAAACUCCUCCACUCCUACUGUGGUGCCAAUCAAACUGCAAGGUGGCACUCCAGAGGGCUCGCCGUGCAAGUCUCCGUCCAAGAAGAAAAAGAAGUUCAAGCCGCCAUCAUUCUUGAAAAAGAGCAAGAAGCAGAAGGAGAAGGAGAAAGUAGAGACCUGAGAUGGUCACACAGACAUGUCAGACCUUGGUGAAGUGCUACAGGUCAUCAUGUGUGAUGGAGCAGUAGAUGGAACUGCAUCACAAUCAUCCAGAGCAAUUUCAAUGUCAAACCCAGACAAGGUAUCUUAGAGUACCACUGCUAGCCACUGAAUUUGAUGUUUGUGGUGAUUCAUUAAGUUAAAGAGCUCCUGUAAUUUUUUUCGCCAACUAUUUGAUCCAGAUCGGAUACAACUCACCCACCCAGUUUGACUCACUUUUUGAAAUCACUCUCACGGUUUCUGUACUCCACAUAUGCACCAUAAGUUUGUUAAAUCACUUCACUGUACAGGAAUUCAACAAUGUUUCUUCUUCAAAUCAGGCCUGCAAUGUGGAUCCUGUACAAGUGACACUUUUGUUUUUCUAACAAUACACAUUGGAAGGUAAAGUCUGUUAUCCAUGUAUAGCACUUAACAUAGAUAGAUCGAUGUUCUUGCACGUCUUAUUCUUUCAUCAUUAUACAUUUCUCUUAGCUUUUUGUUGUAGUUAUCAGAUAGAUGUCACAGGUUUUGUCUGUGAGGACAGUUGCAGUACGUGUAGAAACCUACUGAUAGCUAUUGAUUGUGCUCUGAGUUAUUAAAGUAAAGCUAAAGGAAAGCAGGAAAACAUUGGCUACGUACAUGUUGCAAUGAAUGUUACCAAUCACAAUGGAUAAAAAUGGCUGCUGAUUAUACUGAGAGUAGUAAACAUUCCACUUUGGUUUAAAAACAUACAUGCGCAAAAUCACUCCUUCCAAGUAACAAUUUUGAACUAGUAGCUGUUACCCAACUGCUGAUGUGUGAUGUUGGCUCAUUGGUUUGAACUAAUUUUAUAUAAGAAUGUCUAUGUGAGUGUUGCAGGGUUGCUAUGUAUCAGUCAUUAAAAUUCCAGUUAGGUUUCAAGUCCACUGA
Girardinichthys multiradiatus is the source of this 3320-nucleotide messenger RNA. RefSeq names its product adducin 2 (beta) (gene add2). The transcript has 15 exons. Gene Ontology annotation, cellular component: plasma membrane; postsynaptic density; cytoskeleton. Gene Ontology annotation, biological process: barbed-end actin filament capping. The record is from RefSeq and is a predicted model, not a curated record. NCBI's taxonomy places the organism in Eukaryota, Metazoa, Chordata, Actinopteri, Cyprinodontiformes, Goodeidae. Gene Ontology annotation, molecular function: actin filament binding. Bases 367 to 2394 code for a protein of 675 amino acids.